Molecule: messenger RNA, 435 nt
Organism: Nicotiana attenuata
Lineage: Eukaryota; Viridiplantae; Streptophyta; Magnoliopsida; Solanales; Solanaceae
Product: rRNA 2'-O-methyltransferase fibrillarin-like
Exons: 2
Coding region: 1-435 (144 amino acids)
Source: RefSeq, a predicted model, not a curated record
AUGGUGCAUGAUCUUCAAAACUGGAACGACGAAAUGAUCGUGCCAAACCCCGACCAGGAUGACUCAGAUGAAGCUGAAGGCACAACUCUACGAGAUCCCCAGUACACUAAUUCACGUGGCAGGCCGCGUUUGAAUCGAUAUAGAGGAAGAAUUGAAUACUACUUUACAAGUUCACAGCCGCGUGGUGUAUUUGGAGCUAGUAAUGGCGCAAGAACCAGUGUUAGAGGGGGUGGCAGGGGUGGUGGCAGGAUUGGUGGCAAUCGUGGUGGUAGAGGUGUCGGUAGAAGUGGUGGACGCAGAAGUAGGGGUAAUGGGCAAGGCAGAGGUACAAACAUUGAGCAUGAUGGUUACCUAGGUGUGAAUGGGCAAAUUGACUCUACACAAUCACAAUCAAGCUUGUUUGAUCUAAAUGCCGAACCAGACUUGGAACUAUAA